AUGGCAACUUGUCAGCAAGAUUCGCCUAUGCAGCGAAGUGUCUGCGUACCAGGAGAGGGGCGUGUCAAGUUGCGAUCCUCUUGCGACGCUUGCUCAGCCGCAAAGGUGAAAUGUGAUAGCCAGGUCCCCUGUGAACGUUGCCGAGACAAUGCCGUCCAUUGCUUCUACAGUCCUUCUAGACGCCACGGGAAGCAGCCUUGGGCAAAACGAGUUGCGAGUCAACACCAAAGAUUACAAUCGACAAUGCAUGUCCACCCUUCGCAAGCGCCAUCCAUGGGCUCCUUUCUAGCUUUCCAACCCAACCCGGGAGGUGGCACAUUUACAAUGCCAUCGGUGUUACCACCUGGUGUACCGACAAGUCAAAUGAACAGCACCCCGUUCGUAAACGGUCCAGCUGAUGGUACAUCGGCGGAUCACUCUUUCAACGUCACCAACAAUCUCCAGUUCCAGGACCCGUGGCUAGGAGUGUCUGCCAGCGCUGCGCCAGCACAUUCUUCGAGCCCGGCAAGUACUUCCACGCUAACCAUGUCAGAAGCAAGUAUGUCACCACUGCUUGAGCCGGCUUUCCAACCCCCGGUGCAUGACUGCGAAGCUAAAGCUCUUGCCAUGCUCCAUUCUUUGCAUAUGAAGUCCGCGGAGCAUCCAACAUCCGGGACUCACUCUUCGCAGCAGUUGCCUCCGCUUGACAAGAUCUUGCAUACCAAUCGGAUGGCCGUUAGCACGUUGGGAGAUCUAUUGCAAUGUCACUGUGCCCAACAACCGCAUCUUGCACUUUUGUACAUGGCCACUAUCUCAAAAGCCCUUUUCUGGUACCGACUGGCGAUCAACUUGUCUUUCAAAUCCUCCACUCAACUCCACGGAGUCCGACAUGAGCCGUUGUCACCGCAGUCACAUACUGGACCAUUCUCUAUGUCUCCAGGACCCAACACGACCACUUCCGCCACCAACACCAUGUCGAACCAAAUCAAGGAAAUCCCGAGAGGGAGAGCGCGCUCGAACACUAUCCAGAUCGGCUCGUUCGACUUAGAGGAAGAAGACGAGGCAAUAUUAGUGCGCAGUGUAGUUGUGACGGAAGUCAAAAAAGUAGCUCGUCUGGUAGAUUUCAUGAGAAGCGGUGGUAUACAGACGAACAUCACCAAAGAGCACGGCGAAGAUAGCUUGAGCGUAGGCUCCUGGUACAGGGCCGGUGGUGAAAAGCUGGACAGGGAGGUACAAGACACAUUGCAAGAGGCUAGAGGAUCCGGUAGAAUUGCGACUAAUUUCGACCCAUAUGCGGGAGGCAGUGAACAGAUGUGGUCGGCUUGAAUUCAAUUGAAGGAUCCAUAGCCAAGUCGGGCAUUUGUUGACACUCUUGCAGGUGCAUAGAGGCGAGGCAGCUUAUCCCGAGAUGUCUUUUAUCCGCCU
This is a messenger RNA of Paraphaeosphaeria sporulosa, 1404 nucleotides long. RefSeq lists its product as uncharacterized. Gene Ontology annotation, molecular function: zinc ion binding; DNA binding; DNA-binding transcription factor activity, RNA polymerase II-specific. The transcript is spliced from 2 exons. NCBI's taxonomy places the organism in Eukaryota, Fungi, Ascomycota, Dothideomycetes, Pleosporales, Didymosphaeriaceae. The coding region runs from base 1 to 1305 and encodes 434 amino acids. Gene Ontology annotation, biological process: regulation of DNA-templated transcription; aflatoxin biosynthetic process. The record is from RefSeq and is a predicted model, not a curated record. Gene Ontology annotation, cellular component: nucleus.